This is a messenger RNA of Morchella importuna, 927 nucleotides long. RefSeq lists its product as uncharacterized. NCBI's taxonomy places the organism in Eukaryota, Fungi, Ascomycota, Pezizomycetes, Pezizales, Morchellaceae. The record is from RefSeq and is a predicted model, not a curated record. The transcript is spliced from 5 exons. Gene Ontology annotation, molecular function: oxidoreductase activity. Bases 1 to 927 code for a protein of 308 amino acids.
AUGACCCAACCAACCCCCAAAGUCGCACUUGUCAUCGGUGCCUCCCGCGGCAUCGGUCGCCAGGUAGCCAUUGACCUCAGCAAAGCUGGCUAUACAGUUGUUGUGUCGGCCAAGAGUACGUCUGAUGAUGAUGGGACAAAGCCGUUCCCGCCAGAUCCGAACUCGAGAGAUUCCACGAUCACGACGGUCGCGCGCGAGAUCACAGAGCUCCAUGGCGGGAAGGCCCUAGCUAUUCCUGUGGACGUGCAGCAUAUCGAGAGCAUUGAGGCGCUCAUCUCCACAACCAUUUCUAAGCUCGGCCACAUCGACACCGUAAUCUACAACUCCGGCGCCAUCUGGUGGGGCCCCGUCUCUACCACACCCUUGAAGCGGUUCCAGCUGCUGCAACGCAUCAACCCCGAGGGCCUCUACAAGCUUAUACAAACGCUCCUGCCCGUAUUCGAGUCGCAAGGAUGGUGCGCACGCGUUGUUGUCGUAUCCCCGCCGAUAUAUUCUCGCUUCUUCCGCGGGAAGACGGCGUAUGCGAUCGGAAAGGUGGGCAUGAGCGUGCUGACGAAGGGGCUGGCGAUGGAGUGGGAGGCGCAGGGGAGGAAGGAGAUGGCCAUCACGAGCAUUUGGCCAGCGGCUGCGAUCAGGAGCGGGGCGACUGAGGGGGUUGAGCUACGGGACUUGAGGAGCCCGACGAUAUUCUCGGAUGCGAUACUAGCAAUGCUGGAGGCGCCGACGAAGGUAGUCAAUGGGCUAUUAGACACGGAUGAAGACUUUCUGAGGCGCCACAAGGGCGUGACUGACUUCUCGGGGUAUGCACUGGUGCCAGGGAGCACGCCGAGGAGGAUCAUGCCGGCGGAGUUUCCAGAUCUAACGGUCAAGGAGCAAGACGAUGAAGGGGAUAAGAGGGAUAGUGCGAAUUUGAGGGCGAAGCUUUGA